AUGGGGUUUGGUCCUCUAUUCCGAGUUGACUUCCUUCUUGGUCUCCUCUUGACACUGCGCGGUCUUUACAUCCCAUCAUGCCCUCUCAACGAAGAAGAUUAUCUCCUCUCCGUUAACAAGGGCAAGCUUGAUCAAGAGAAACAAAAGGAGAGAAAGAUGGGUUUGUUCUCGUUUCUUGGAAGAGUUUUCUUCGCUUCUCUCAUCCUCGUCUCUGCUUGGCAAAUGUUCAAUGGCUUUGGAUUCGAUGGUGGUCCUGCAGCUCUAAAGCUUAAUCUGGCCAAGGCAAAUCUAUCUUCUAGUUCUAGAUUAUGGGUAACUUUGUCUAAUAUAGAGGUGAGGCAAGCCAGUGUUACUGUUAUUUCCCUGAUAGCAACCGGAGGCGUACUCUUUGUUAUGGGAAAAUUCUUUGGUGCUUAUCUGGCUUUUUACUUUACAGUUGUAUCAGUCCUAUUCUGUAUGAUCUCUACAACUACGGACCUGAGGAUCGUUAUUUCUCUCCUUUCUGGAUAGAGCUCUUAAAGAACGUUGCAAAUUUUGGAGCAUUGUAUCUUUAUUUUUUGAAUGAAUAACUCGAUACCCUACAAAAGGAAAUUGAAGAAGAGAACUCUUGUCACCAUGGAGCCUUCAAAGAGGAAACCUUUAUGUACUUGAACCAAUUUGCUAUAGACAUAAUACUUGCUCUUUCUUUAGCUACAUUGUUGUUCCAUGCAUCAAGUGGAACAAAUUAAUAAU
This is a messenger RNA of Eruca vesicaria subsp. sativa (arugula), 732 nucleotides long. The record is from the annotation of a GenBank genome assembly. NCBI's taxonomy places the organism in Eukaryota, Viridiplantae, Streptophyta, Magnoliopsida, Brassicales, Brassicaceae.